AUGGCAGCACAGCCCGAGAACCCGCCGCUGCCGCCUCGAAAUGAAUUCAUACACAACUCAGCGCUUGCAGGAGCAAUAAUUACUCCAUUAGCUAUGCUGCUGCCCCCCAGAAAAGCCGACAUCCGAAUGUUCGUUCUGGUGGGAGCAUUCUCACUCUGCACAAACCAACUUGCCUACGAGUACACCGGCCAAUCUAUAUACGCACGAAUGGGAAGCCGCGUGGGCUCAAUAUUCGACACGGGGCUACCAGAAGGCGCAAAGAGGACCCAGCAGCUAUUGAAGGAACAGAGGGAGAGAGAGGCCGCGAAGAAAGCAUCCGAGUCGGAUGGCAAAAGCCGGCUCAAGGACAUCUGGAUGGGCGGCGAGGGAGAAGACUGGAAAGAGAAGAGGGCUGAGGAGCACAAGCAGAGCUUUCGAGAGGGCAAGGGCAUGAGCGAUAUCAUUUUUGACCAGAUUGCCGACGUGUGGAGCGGCAACUGGAGAGGCAAGGCGAACAAGGACGAUUCUACUUUGGCCGAGUCGCAGAGCGAGAAGAAGAAAUAG
This is a messenger RNA of Trichoderma breve, 543 nucleotides long. RefSeq lists its product as uncharacterized. The transcript has a single exon. Lineage: Eukaryota; Fungi; Ascomycota; Sordariomycetes; Hypocreales; Hypocreaceae. The record is from RefSeq and is a predicted model, not a curated record. Bases 1 to 543 code for a protein of 180 amino acids.